CCAGGCGGAGAAGAAGAGCGUAUAUGGCGCCGUUGUUUACAGGCUGUUAGAGGAAAUAAAUUCGCUGUGACUCAACAAACUAAAAUCAUUUGGAGCUCUGCGUGUUGUCAGCUUCUAUCGGCCUUAUUAACAAGCAUUAAUAUCCCUGUAAAGUGUAUUAUUUUGUGACGUGGGUGUGACCGCGGUCCGAGUGACUGAAGAGAUUUUUUUUUGCACUGUCACUGACAGACAGGACUUCAAAUCACAGAGCAUUGUUCACCGGGCCUGCAGAGGGGAAUCUGAAUCCAGCCGAAUGAACAGAGCGACUGCAAAGCUUCUAAUUGAGCGCUACUUUCGGCAGUUAACUGAAGGCUGUGGAAAUGGCAACUGCACGAAUGAGUUUUGCGCAUCAUGUUGUGAUUUUCAACCUUUGGAUAACAAUUCAGCAGCUGCCAAAGCGCUCGAGCUGUUUAAGAUUAAUGCCAAACUCUGUGAUUAUCACCCCUCCAUCACGGCCAGUGCUGACGGAAGAACUCAGGAGGGCAGUGAGAUGAGCGAUAAAGACCCUGGUUUCACCAAGGAGGACUUCUCAGAGGUUCAUCACCUCACAGAGAACACAGUCUGUACGAUCUUGGGUUUCUGUGAAGAAGAAGGGGAUUAUUCUGCUCUCGUCCGAGUCAUCGGCAGGGUCUUCUCCAAUGCAGAAGCCCUGAUGAAGAGUUUCAGGAAAGAUGAAUCCAAUUCUACCGACAACCUUGAGUCUUGUAAACCGGCAGAUAUGAAGAAAGAUGAGAAACAGAGUGAGAGAAGCUCAGAGAAGACAGGUGCUUCUUCUGCAGCCUCUUUGCCAGGUGAGGCUUUGAAUGAAGUGUUUGAUGCCUGUGAGGUUACAGUGGACAUUGGCGCUGUGAGGAGAGUCUACGACAGACUUCUGUCUAUCGACCAGCUGCAGGUGGCCCUGGUGAAUGCUCUCAUUUACCUCACUCCAAAUGUUGAACUUGACCUGGAAUAUCUUGACGUAUACGAAACAAACCCAGAUUACCUGAACAUCUUCAUUAUCGUCAUGGAGAAUAGUAACCUUCACAGCCCAGAGUACCUCGAAGUGGCGUUACCACAGUUCUGCAAAGCAAUGAGCAAACUUCCAGUGACCGCGCUUGCCAGGCUGACGAAGCUCUGGUCAAAGUACGAUCUCCCGCACAUCCGCCGUAUGAUGGAGACCUUCCAGCAGCUCAUUACGUUUACAGUUGUUAGCAACGAAUACGACGGCGAAAAUCUGGUAAACGACGACGAGACUGUGGUGGCUGCGACGCAGUGUUUACAGGUCGUCUUCUUUGCAAGCAUUCUGGGAGGUGACGUGGACGUAGAGCACAACGAGGAGGACGAGGAAGACUCUGACUCAGACGAGCUGACGCUGCACGAGCUGCUUGGCGAGGAAAGGCUCUAUAAGAAAGGCCCCCGCAUAAAUCCCCUGGAGAAAGAACUGGGCGUCCGACCGAUGGACAGCAUAAAGCCUCUCAUCCCCUUCGAGGAUUUUAUUAACGAAUCGCUUAACGAUGUCAUCGAGAUGGACAAGGACUUCACUUUCUUCAAGGUCAAUGCAGAAACAAAGUUUUCUUUCCAGACUUGCCCUUUCAUCCUCAGUGUCAUCACCAAGAACCAAGGGCUGUACUACGACAACAGGAUCCGAAUGUACAGCGAGCGACGCCUCACGGCUCUUUUCAGCAUGGUCCAGGGGCAGCAGCCCAACCCCUACCUCAAGCUCAAAGUGCGCAGAGACCACAUCAUCGACGACGCUCUCGUCAGACUGGAGAUGAUCUCCAUGGAGAACCCGUCCGACUUGAAGAAACAGCUCUAUGUUGAGUUUGAGGGUGAGCAAGGUGUAGAUGAGGGAGGCGUUUCAAAGGAGUUCUUUCAGUUGGUUCUUGAAGAAAUCUUCAAUCCUGACAUAGGAAUGUUCACCUACGAGAACGACACCAAACUUUUCUGGUUUAAUUCAUCUUCUCUGGAGACUGAAGCGCAGUACACUCUUAUUGGAAUCGUCCUCGGUCUCGCGAUUUACAACAACUGCAUCCUGGACGUCCACUUUCCAAUGGUUGUCUACAGGAAGCUCAUGGGAAAGAAAGGGACCUACUUGGACCUGUCAGACUCACAUCCAGUUCUCUAUCAAAGUCUGAAGGGAGUACUUGAAUAUAUGGGAAAUGUGGAAGAAGACAUGAUGAUGACCUUCCAGAUAUCACACACUGACCUCUUUGGAAACCCAGUAAUACACGACUUAAAGGAGCAAGGAGACCAGAUUCCUGUUACUAAGGAGAACCGACAGGAGUUUGUGGAUCUGUAUGCUGAUUACAUCCUGAACAAGAGUGUGGAGAGACAAUUCAAAGCCUUCAAAAAAGGCUUCCUAAUGGUCACAAAUGAGUCCCCGCUGAAAUAUUUGUUUAGACCAGAAGAAGUAGAGCUGCUUAUCUGUGGAAGCAGGAAACUGGACUUUGAAGCGCUCGAAAAGACGACGGAAUAUGACGGCGGCUACAGCAAAGACAGUCAGGUUAUCAAAGAUUUCUGGGAAGUCGUCCACUCAUUUGGGGAAGACCAAAAAAAAUUAUUUCUUCAGUUCACGACGGGCUCAGACAGGGCGCCUGUUGGCGGGCUCGGCAAAUUAAAAAUGAUCAUUGCGAAGAACGGCUCUGACACAGACAGGCUACCAACCUCCCACACCUGCUUUAAUGCACUGCUGCUCCCUGAGUACUCCUCCAAGGAAAAGCUGAGAGAGAGACUUCUCAAGGCCAUCACUUAUGCCAAAGGGUUUGGGAUGCUGUGACGAAGCCGCAAAGUUAUCAGAGCCAAAAAAGGGAGUAUUAAGAAAGUGGAUAGGGAAAUGCAGUGGAGAAAAAUACUGUAAUAACCCUGUGCCUAACCAAACUACUGCAGUCCACUGCUGGCCUUUCACACUUCAUAUGCAUUAGAUUUCCCAACAGACUGUAUUUAAAAGAUGGACGCCAUUUCCUGGUGAAGUGAAGCUCAAGCGCCUUAAACUUGCAUUCUUUCUGAUGACCAGCAGGGGGAGACUCCACUGGUGGAAUGAGAUGUCAUUAUCUCAAAAGGUGGAACAAUGGAAAAAUAUAUGUAAAAAGUUCACAGAUCAGUGCAGAGAAAGAAAAUAUAACCGAAACGCAGCGAAUAUGAAAUAAGUAAAAAGUCAAUUGUUGUAAUUAAGAGCUAAAUAUAAUUUAAUAAGGCUAAAUGAAAUACAAUGUAAGCUUUUUUUUAUCAAGUGUGAUGAAAAGAACAAGCACAACAGCUGUCAGAGGUCGUCAGUGUAGUGAACAAGGAAUAGGGUGGCUGAACGUCCACAGGAAACAUCUGUAAACCUCCCGUCACCGGUGACGUCUGUGCACGCGAUGAGUUAACGGUCUGAGUCAGUAUUUUCCAGUAACCCCUGUUAAAGCCAAGAAGGAGGCUGUGCUUUACUGUGACUGGCCUCCGAGGCCUCCCAUUUUCCUGUUUCCCAUCCUUUGCACAACCUUUACUAUGAAUAAUUAUAAAUUCGGUACACAUCAUUUCAACACUUCAGCCAGAGUAAUAUAGUGCGUGCACAGCUGUGCUCAUCUGUCAUUGUUGCUUGAGCUCUUUUUACUCCAAAGAAAACAGGGCUCCCUCACCAGUUUAAGAGUUUAAACCAGUGCUCCUUAAAACCUAAAAAAUAUAAAUCUGUACAAAUCAGUACUAGAACAUCUUUAGACAUAAAACUAGCUAGCUAACUAAAGAAAGAAACUGGAUUUUGAAACCUAAAUGUCAGGAGAUGUAACAGUUAUGGUGCGACACUCAGUUUGAGGCUUCACAGCGGGAGCUCAUGAACCAGUCGAUGUCAUUAGCGUGGUUCAGCAUUACUACCAAUUUGUAUUUUUAAUGGAUUUUUAUUUGUAUUUCACUUUGAUGUUUUGUUUUUUAAUCAGUGUGGUUUCCAGACUGGGUUUGCUCGUCUCAGUUUAGUUUUUAUUGCAUGUUUUUAGUUUCAUUUUUUAUCCGUUUAUCCGUUUUAGUCUGUAGGACUGUUUUUCGGGUGCAGAUUUAAGAAGUUCACAUUAGGCAUUAAAACACAUGGACGUCCCAGCCUCACCAAGCACAUGCAGCAGUAUCUCCCCACGCUCCUCAAGACUAAAAAUAAAAAAGGUUUUAUUUUAUUUUUGUUUUUUUUAAGAACAAAAUAUUGUAUUUUUUUAAUUCUAGUUUCAAUGUUUACCACAGUAACUGAAAUGUUUUUGUCACACCUACUUUUACUUUAGUUUAGCUGCGGUUGUGUCCAUCUUUUACUUACAGUCUGUAGAUUUCCCAGAGUUGAAAGGCGCUUAAAUAUUUAAAUUUUUUCACGCGUGUUUCGUUUCUGAGCCAACAUCAAACUGUAUUGUGAAAGUGCACUUACACAGAGCACAUUCAGGAUAUUUUUUGCAUUUAGUUUGACUUGUUUUGUGUGUUUUCUGCAGUUGUCGUAAUGUAGCAGCAUUCGGUGCACACACUCUGGGCAUAACGGUGCUCUUUGGGUAUGAUUGUCAUUUACUAUAUGCUGAACUGAAGCCUUUUUUAAUUCCUGCUAUUGAAGUCAAAACAACCUCAUAGAGAAGCUUAUAUUUAAACAUUUUCUUUACCCAGAAAUAAAAAAAAAAUGUUAUAUCCAGAUGUGAUUAUAUCUGGUUACGAUCUAACAGUUUUGUGUUGUGACCUGACAGUUUGGUUUCAGAGUAUGCUUCCUGACUGGUGGGUUCAGACUUUCACUUCCUCUUUCUUUUGGUUUGUUUGCUAAUCUUACUGAUUGCACAGUCAUGAGGUGCCAAAUGUACAAGGCCUACACAAGAAAAAGAGUCACACCAUGUUUUAUUUUGCCAAAUGUCUCAGGUAAAAACACAGAACGUGCAGAUAACGUGAAACUCUUUUGUAAAGCUUCUGUUAUGCAAAUUAAAUAAAGGUGAAUUAAAAAACAACAACAUUAACACUCACUGGAAGACUUUAAGCUGAAACUCUGUUUUUCAAAUAAAUACCUGAUCAUGACUGCGGCUUGUCUCACAGUCACAGAUUCA
Messenger RNA from Maylandia zebra (zebra mbuna), 5048 nucleotides. It is a transcript of the gene ube3a, whose product is annotated as ubiquitin protein ligase E3A. NCBI's taxonomy places the organism in Eukaryota, Metazoa, Chordata, Actinopteri, Cichliformes, Cichlidae. Gene Ontology annotation, biological process: protein polyubiquitination. The record is from RefSeq and is a predicted model, not a curated record. Gene Ontology annotation, molecular function: ubiquitin protein ligase activity.